GUGACGCUGCACAUUGAAAAGGUUUGUUGACGAUAUUACAGGUAGUGUCUGUAGCAUCAGCCCUCUCGUGGAUUUCCUCGUGUGCGUAGUGUUCACUCUUUUUUUCUGAAUUCAAAAAAUGGAAUCGACUUGGGACGCGAAAUCAUGGCUUACAACUAAUUACAAGAAGAACAAUGGACUACCAGAAUUCUUCUUAGAAGGAAAUUAUCCUGCUUCGACACACGAAGUAGCUAAAGAGACUUACAAAGCCACUGUUAAAUCGCUAUUUGACACAACAGAAGAUGGAAAGUUGAAAUACUGGGCUCAAAUGAUGAUUUUGUCAAAUUUUUUAGCUUUAGAAUUAACGAAAACGAAUACCUUUUGGCGUCGCCAAUUGAUAAUAGAUGAAAAGAAUCUGGCCGCGAAAUUUAUAAAAGAGCCGUCAGCAAAUAGCAUGCACUUGUAUGAACAGUCUUUAGCGAGGCAACAACGUUUCCUCAUACGUGGCAUGCACAACGCUUUCGACAUAACGGGCACCAAGCAAGGCAGCCACGUGAACCAUGCAACUGAUGAACUGAAACAGAUUGUAUGCAACAAAGAGUUUGGUAAUUUUGAGUAUGAAAAAAUAAACGCUGUUGACGAAAAGUAUAUUACGUUGAACAAUCAAAAAAACUAUGUGAAUCUCAACCGGUCGCUUCAUGCACAACUUGAAAAGGCCAUAGACCAGGAAUAUUCAAAUACGAAAAUCAUUAAUCAUAUAAUUGAAACUCAUGUACAUAAUAGCAUAGCAUUACAAGCAGAUUUAGCUCCCUUGAUGAGCUGCUUACUACACACUGACGAUGUAGUUCUUAUUGUCGACCAGCAUAAGAUAAUAGAAUUCUUGCGGAAAUGCGAAGCCCAUAGCAUGACUCUAGAUGUCAUUGACUACCGUUUGUACGGCAAGGCUAUUCCCCGACGUGCAACCUUCGCAUAUCUGGGCGCACUCUUCAAGCCCAGUGGUCACAUCAGCACUAUUGGCCUCAUUACAGCCAACACUACUAAAGCUCUUACAACCUUCGCACAACUCACCGCCAUUGGCGUGAGCCUUAGGGGUUUCGGACACCUACUAUCAAUCAGAUUCUAUACCCAAAUCAUUCGAGCCCAGCUGGACUAUAGCCUAACCAUUAGUUCUUUCAACUUGCGCAAUUAUAGUCAGCUCGAAGACGCCCAGAACAAGUGCAUCCGCUUCCUCUUUGGUGUCAUCAACAAUCUUCUGUGAAGACGAUACUCCAGAUGACCAGACUGCCGACAAUGCAAGAGAGGGCAUACACCCUACAAACUCAGUUCCUCUUUCGCUCCUUAAGGCUACCAGAUGAUGCUCUUCUCACGAAACCCCUUCCCUUCCUUAAGCAACCGAACAGUCGCUCUCAAUGGCACAAAUUGCCAAAGAACCCCCUUUGGCAACGGCGCUCGGGCAUUGUAAACUCCUUAGACAAGAAAUAUGUCCACUAUCGUUUUUUUAGAAAGAAGCACAGCACGUCUGCACAGCAUUCGC
This is a messenger RNA of Rhizopus microsporus ATCC 52813, 1513 nucleotides long. RefSeq lists its product as uncharacterized. The transcript is spliced from 3 exons. The coding region runs from base 119 to 1237 and encodes 372 amino acids. Lineage: Eukaryota; Fungi; Mucoromycota; Mucoromycetes; Mucorales; Rhizopodaceae. The record is from RefSeq and is a predicted model, not a curated record.